GGGCAUGCAGGCCCAACUGCACUCGGAGGCGGAGAGAGCGAAGAAGGCGGCGACGGAGGCGGCCAAGGCCCGUAGCGAGCAGGCGGCGCUGGCGAGGCAGAGCGCCGUGGCUCUCGCCGACGUGAUGGGCGACGAGCGACUGCGGCUGGCGCUGGAGGAGGUGCAUAGCGUCACUCAGCAGCUGCACGCGCUCGACGAGGAACACAAGCAGACCAUUCACAAGCUGAAGGCAAAGCUGCAGUCGUACGAGACAGGAGAGAAGGCCGCUGAAGUCGACCUGCUGAAGGAGCGCGUCAUGCUGCUGGAGGAGGAGGUCAGGACGCAGGAGAGGAAGGCCAUGGAUGCCACGGCACUCGGGGAGAAACUCCAGAAGGAAGUGGAGGACCAGCAGCGGGAAAUCAAAUCCCUGAGGCAGGCGCAGACGUCCUCCUCCAGCCACCUCAAUGGACCCUCUGGCGGCCGCGAAUCUCCCGCGCGGUGCCGAACCUCCGCCAAAUUCGAGUGCCAGCCUGGGGCUCCCCCUCCUCCUCCUCCCCCACCUCCUCCUUGUGGCGGGGCACCUCCUCCCCCUCCACCUCCACCUCCUCCUGGCGUUGGAGUUCCUCCUCCUCCUCCUCCACCUCCUCCACCUUCCUCAGGCAACGGCCAUCUCCCGCCUCCUCCACCUCCCCCUCCACCUCCGCCUGUGAACCCCGUAGCAACGUUGGCGACCAUGAUCGGGGUCUCCAAGAGCAAGAAGGAGGCGGACGGGCCAGACUCGGGCAGCAAGCCUGGCGGCGGCAUGGACGACCUCAUCAACCAGAUCAAGCAGGGCGGCGUCAAGCUGAAGGCCACGAAGCCCUUCUGCCUCGGCUACAGCAGCAAGAAGGCGUCGGGCGAGGUGACGGACAAGCCGGCCGACGCCGUGCAGGAGAUGAAGAGCAUCCUGGCCACCAUGAAGCGCGGGCGGGCGGGGAGGCUGCGGCCCUCCGCGGUGUCGCAGGAGGCCAAGAAGAACACGUCCAAGAAGAACAAGAAGGACAAGGACACGGACAAGAGGGCAGAGGAGGACGAGAAGCCGCCGCCGCCGCCGAGCGAGGAGGAGGCCGGCCCCAAGGACGGCGAGGACUCCGGCAAGGGCGCGAGCAAGGAGGCGUCCCCGAAGGCCGAGGAGUCUCCGGAGCCGGAGGGCAGCUCGCCCGAGAAGGAGGAGGAGGAGGGGGGGAGCCCCAGGACGGCGGAGGCGUCGUUCACGCUGCGCCUGCACGCGGCGGGCGGCCACGACGCCGACGAGGGCUCGAGCCGGGAGGCGACGCCGCCGUGCUCGAGCGGACGCGACUCCGAGGAGCGCGACUCGGGGCGGCCGUCGCCGGGCAGGGCCGUCUCCAGCACCACCAUCUUCCUCAAGUCCAGCCGAAGCCCUUCGGAGGAGUGAGGCCGCGAGAGGGCCGAGGGGCUGCAGGAGCCGAGAAGCAGGAGCGAAGGAGCUCAAGAGGAGGAGAGGAGUGGCCGCGGAGCCCAGCCCUCAGCGCUGCCUCGCCAGGAAUCAAACUGAUGUUGAUGUUACAUAUUUUUUUUUAUCUGAGCCAUUAAAUGUAGGUGCUUCAUUUGUUUAUAUUAAGAUGAUGGUACGACUGUUCAAUGGAUAGAAAAUAUUUAAUACCUUCAUUCCCCCCUCCCCCCCCCCCCAACCACCAAUAUGACGUUGUGUUGAAGAAGUUAUAACAUAUCAAUUGAAUCUAUAUAGAGUCUAUUGUAAAGCCCGUUUUGCCUUCCGUAGAUUCUAUUCUCAUGAUCUAUUUUAAUGAUGUUAUUGAUUCCCUGAUAAUAAGAAUAGUUAAUAUGGCUUUUACAAUGUUACAGUACUUCUUAAUGGCCUAUGGUAAUACUUUUGUGUAUAAUGACAACAGAAGUAGUAAACGCAUACAAGGUGCCUCAGUAUUACAUCUAUAUUUCAUGACCUGCAUUUAAAGAUAUACAAUAUCAUGGCAUUAGCGUUAAAGAUAGGAUUUUUUUUUUUUUUUUUAUGAGUAGCAUUUUUUUUUUUUUUGUUUGUUUGUUUAAUGAUUAUUAUUGUUUAUGUAUAUAUAGAAAAGCAAUGCAAUUAUGAGGCUCAUUUAAUUGUUUCUAUUCUAGUAGAGUUAAGAAAUUAUAUACUUUUUCCAAAAAAAAUAGUGCCAAAAUUUUCUUCUGAUAUGUUAGACAUAAGCAUCAGAAAUUCCCAAUAAAUGUUUGUUUGACGAAAUUAUGUAAGGAAUUGUUUAAUAGAAUUUGGUUAAGUCAUGUAGUUUAGAUAUUUCACUGAAGUUAUCUUGGAUUCUAAGAAUAUGAAAUAAUGUCAAUUAAGCUUGCUCAAUCAACUAAGAUCUCUGAAGGAACUUUUUUAAAUGCAAGAAAGAUACCUCUCGUUUUAGUAUAAUUUCUCAAAAAUUGCUUGUGGUUUAUUGUAAGGACUAAAAAUGACAUUGUUAGUGGUUGGCACCCAGGGUUCCCAACCAUGAUCUCAGUCUCGGUUCUUUUCAUAUUAAUGAUAAUGAUAAAUGCAGAAGCCAGCCAAGGCCCCUCACCAGAACAUUCUGGUGUAAACACAGCAUCUCAAAUUUUACGUUAUUUAUACUCAGGAAUGACUAGGAAAAUGGUGCAUUUGAUGGGUGUAAAUUUCAGGAUUUCUGGCCUGAGCUGGACUCCAAAUAGUUUCAGGAUCCCCACAGUGCCUCUGCUGAAUGGGACGGAAUAAAAUCUCUAAGGGUACGAUAUGAAUAACUUAUAGAAAUAGUCCUUCACUCUUUGGAACCGGAUCAUUUUUUAUAAUAGAAUAUGCAAAACAAUAUAUGAAAGCUAUGCCAGUUCCUACAAAAUGGAUAAAGAGGUCUUUUUCUGUAUUAUUGUUUUUAAUUGUUAUUGCUCAUACAACAAAACGAGUCAACGACAGAAAAGUGAAACAUCACUUGCUUUUUUGGGGGUUCGAUUUCGAAGCACGUGCCUUGUGUAUUUACAUUUUUCUUCCAAGAUAACCAUUUUUCUACCUUCCAUGAAGGUUGUUUUUACAUAUUUUGAUAGUGUUUUCUUUUUUUUUUUUUUUGUACAGUCCUUUUUGAGUAUUGUUAAGCGCGAGUGAAAAAAAUCAGACGUGUGCUCAAUUUUUUUUUUCUUUCAUUCUAUUUUAUAGUAUUGAUAAAGUUACGUUUAAAAUGAGGCUGUUCAGUGCGACUUAUUGAGAGAACUAAGCUAGUCAAAGUAGUAUUUUUUUUCCAGUCAUUUUAUAAUGAUGGAGAGCGGAGGUUUUUAUUCCCAGAACGGUACAUGUUUUUACGUCAACUUCAGACCCUGUACUUUGUAAGAUCUUUUUUUGACUAUAAUUCUUUAAGAAGCAAGUGCCCCAGAAAAGAAAAAAAAAAUGUAGAUUUAAAAUUUUGUUUAUACUUCAUGCACAAACGAGAAAAUAACUGUAUUGAGUUUGAUAACAUUUGAAAAAGGGAGAAAGAAAGAAAGACUCCUAAAUGAAGUACUUGACUGAAAUUUCUGUUUAGAGUGCAAGCAAAAAUUUAUGUAUUUGCAUGCAUAGUUGACUGGAUUUUGUAGUUCUUGCUAAUUUAGCCAAUACAAUGUACUUCUUUUUUCUUUUUUUUCAAUAGAUGCUUUGAUGGUAAAUUUCCCUCUGUGCAAAUAUGUGAUUUCUGUUUCUCUGUAGGGUAAUUUUGAUUUUUUCUAAUUGAUUAUUGGGUAUUCAUUUCUUGUGAUAUAAUUUAUUUACUAUUUCUGCUCUUUGUAAUUUUACUAAAAUAUUUUACCAUUCAUUCUUUUCUUUAUAACAACCUUUUGAACACUGCUAAACAACUUUCUUUUUUUAAACAGCUGCAAAAGCAAGGAUUUAGGAACUAGCUUGUUUGUAAUAAUGGCUUUUCAAAGAAACUACUUUCCGUCAUAUAACAUUUUGGACACCACAGGCAGGUGUUGUUUGUGAAUUGGCCUCGCUUAUUGUAAUAUUUUUUUUCUCACUCUCUCACUCUAUUUCCUUGUGUAAUGUUAUUUCAUGAUAUUUGACUAUUUUUUACUUCUUCAUUUCUCAAAUAUAGAAGCAUAAAGGUAUAUUUUACCA
Molecule: messenger RNA, 4078 nt
Organism: Penaeus monodon (black tiger shrimp)
Lineage: Eukaryota; Metazoa; Arthropoda; Malacostraca; Decapoda; Penaeidae
Product: protein enabled homolog
Exons: 5
Coding region: 5-1414 (469 amino acids)
Source: RefSeq, a predicted model, not a curated record